UUAGAAGAAAUAAAGUGGGCGUGAAUGUUGGUGUCUUCAGCGAAGAAGAAAGAUGAAAUUGACGUGGAAGAAGAAGGACAGCAACACCAAGAAACGGCCUCUGAUUACGAAAUUCCCAAAUCUUCCGUUUGAUGAAGAAGAAGAAGCUGUAUGUUUUGACACCACUAAGAAUGAUAACGAUAAUAAGCAACUUGCCGACUCCUUUCUGUCUCAAGGGAACAACCUAGCCCAGGAUGGAAAAUACCGUGAAGCACUUGGAAAGUGGGAGGCUGCUCUUAAUUUAGUGCCUGCAAAUGCUGUUUUACAUGAACAAAAGGCUCAAGUCUUACUUGAAAUUGGGGAUCCAUGGAGUGCACUCAAGUCUGCAACUCGUGCCACUGAGCUGCAACCCUCUUGGGCUGAGGCAUGGAUCACUCUUGGUAGAACACAGUUGAACUUUGGGGAGCCUGAUGGUGCUAUUGAAAGCUUUGACAGAGCAUUAGCUUUAAAGCCUGAUGCGAAGGAGGCUCAAGAUGACAGACGUUCUGCAUUGCAUCUUGUUAAGAGACGAAAGCAGCUUCAUUCAUCAGGCUUAAAUACUAAUGGAAGUCGUUUUGCCGUUGCUGACAAGGCUGAGAGCUCUUGAAACAUACAUUCAAGUUGGAUUUAGACAUAUAGUUCAAUGUUCAUAUGUAAUAUAAUGUUAGAUUUUGGCUGCUGUAAAUAUUAUCAGAAAGAACAGAUUUGGGCAAGGAAAUUGAAAACUGGACUUUAUUUAAAUAAUUCAUGAACAUGAAGGUGAGAGCCUUAUCAAUUGGAUUA
Messenger RNA from Mercurialis annua (annual mercury), 801 nucleotides. RefSeq lists its product as uncharacterized. Lineage: Eukaryota; Viridiplantae; Streptophyta; Magnoliopsida; Malpighiales; Euphorbiaceae. The coding region runs from base 53 to 625 and encodes 190 amino acids. The record is from RefSeq and is a predicted model, not a curated record. The transcript is spliced from 5 exons. Gene Ontology annotation, molecular function: protein binding.